CGAAAGUAAUCGACUGUAUGAACUGCAACAUGGCGCAGGCUGAACAGUAUGACUCAGACAGUUCUUCUGAACCUGAAUCUGACAUCAAUGACAAUUCAGAGAGUGAAGAUACAGAUGGAGAAAUCAACUGCCAGGAGUUUUCAGACAGAGAUGAUGGAAGAAAAAUCACACCCUGCAAGUAUUACAACAAAGGUAACUGUCAGGCUGGGGACAGUUGUCAUUACGCACAUGUCUGCAUGUACGCCCUGAGUGGAAACUGUCGCUAUGGGUUACAGUGUAAACUGAAACACCCCAAGGGUCAAAAGGCAGCACCUACAGCAAGACAGCAGUCAUCAGAUCAACGACACCCAAAGCUCACCGAUGGUCGCUUCUACCAGUGGCAGCUGAACGAUGGAAACGGCUGGAGAGACAUUGAUAACGACCAUGUGAUCGAGGCUCAGUUCUCCCUGCCCCACACAAAAAGCAUUAAAAUCUACAACACACCAUAUGGGGCAGUGACUAUAGAUUUUACCAAGAUGAGAAUUUACGGAAAGGACCUGAAAGUGAGACGUUUGGAUGAUGGUAACACGGUGUGGAUGUGGUACUGCAUCUUGCACCGCGGGUGGGUCAAGUAUGGAGACAAGGAUUCAAAGGGCAACUCUGGUCCUAUAAAGAGCUCAGACAUCGAGAGGAAGUUUCAGAGUAACCCAGCAAGUUCCUUUACAUUCACCGUCGGAGCCAACACAUUUGAGAUAAGAUUCAGAGAAAUGCGACAAAUGGGAAAAAAGAGAAAGAGGAAAGUUGCCCGUCGCCCAUUGUACAGACAACAACAAGCAGGAGCAGCAGUUCCUCAAGCAGCGUCAGCUUUCCAGAAUAUGUCUUUGGGAAAAAAACCACAGUGGCAGUUUGAGGGAAAAGGUGGAACGUGGCACACUUUUAAAAACAGGCCUGAAUGCCCAGUGUCCAGUGACGACAUUGAGAUGAAGUAUCAGCAAAACCAGAGCAGUAUGGCCUUCAAAGUGAACGGACAGCCCUACAAACUGGACUUCACAGCAAUGACUCAACUUAACCUCACUACCAAACACAAACGCAAGGUCAGACGAGUGCUGAUCUAAGAAUUUACGGAGAUUUUGAAGACAUCAAGAAGACAAUCUACAAACCAGUGCAAUUCCAGACUUUAUGCUGUAACACUCAUAUCUUGGUUUAAUUUAUUGCAUGUUGGAUUUACUUGUUUAUGGAAAACUGUUCUCUACAGAGCUAACUCGAGGAUAAUAGAAUAUAAAAUCACAAUAAUAUUCUAACUAUUUAAAAAUUAAACAACAAAAAAAGGUAGUGGUUUGUUUUAAUUUCUAUUAUUAUUGUUAUCAUUAUUAUAUGACAAGGCUAUAAAGUUUACUAAUACACAACUAAAUGCUGCCUAAAAACAUACAGGAUCAAAACACACUCAGUAAUGUUUGGUGCUUUUUACUCUGUAACUUCUAUAUUGAUCAUUGUAUAAAAUGUUAUGUUGAGUUACAGACUGCCACUUAAAAAAUACUGUAUUCAUGGGUUAAGUCAGAAUUAAUUAAACUCCUCUACAAUCAUGAACAGUUUUUUUUUUUUGUUAGUCAUAUAUAUAUAUAUAUAUAUCACUUUUUAUGUUGGUUUACACAGGAACACCCUGUAUUUACAUACUGCCUCCGUUAGUGUUGCACAUCACGUUACUUCUCAAUCAAAUGGUUGAUGUGCUGCUGUUUUGCUGUGACUUUCAGGGUUUUUACUUGGCAUGGCUUCUAAACUCGGAUAUUUUUCUUCAUUAUACGCAUAUGAAUGAACAUGUUUUCCAACUGAUUACUUAAACUUUACUGUUUUAUUCUAGGGUUUAUUCAGAUGCAUAGGGUUUAUGUUUACAUAUUCUGUUUAAUAUUCCACUAAAGCAAUAAAUUCUGAUCAUGAAUGUAUGUGUUCUGCAUUGGAAAUAAAAUGAAGUGACAAUUUUCUUGUUAUUGAAACAAUAAAACAUAACUUACACUUCUGAUCUGUUGGUUUUUGUGUUUUAACAGCACAAUGUGACAUUUAAUUAGAUUUAAUCAGA
This is a messenger RNA of Sphaeramia orbicularis (orbiculate cardinalfish), 2053 nucleotides long. RefSeq lists its product as uncharacterized. Gene Ontology annotation, molecular function: NAD+ poly-ADP-ribosyltransferase activity; zinc ion binding. Lineage: Eukaryota; Metazoa; Chordata; Actinopteri; Kurtiformes; Apogonidae. Gene Ontology annotation, cellular component: nucleus. The transcript is spliced from 10 exons. Bases 18 to 1094 code for a protein of 358 amino acids. The record is from RefSeq and is a predicted model, not a curated record.